Molecule: messenger RNA, 7524 nt
Organism: Sarcophilus harrisii (Tasmanian devil)
Lineage: Eukaryota; Metazoa; Chordata; Mammalia; Dasyuromorphia; Dasyuridae
Gene: ZDHHC8
Product: zinc finger DHHC-type palmitoyltransferase 8
Exons: 11
Coding region: 349-2661 (770 amino acids)
Biological process (GO): protein palmitoylation
Molecular function (GO): palmitoyltransferase activity
Source: RefSeq, a predicted model, not a curated record
CCCGCCCCCCGGCCGUCCCCUCCCGCGCCCGCGCCCGCUCCCCCAGCAGGUUCCGCGGCCGCUCCGCUCGCCUCCAGCCCGUCCCGUUCCGGCCCGUCCCGGCCCGGCCGCUCCUGCUCUGCCCUGGCCGGCCCACGUCCAGUCGCCGCCGCAGUCGCCGCCGCCGCCGCCGCCGCCGGGGCCGCCGCCAACCCCACCGGCUCCGGCUCGGGGUCCGAGGCCGCGUCUCAGGCCGAGCGGGCGGCGGGAGCGGGGCCGCGGCCCCCGGCCCUCGGCGCCCGGCCCUGCGGGGCCGCCCCUGCCGUCAGCCGCGCCCGCCGGGGCCCGGAGGGAUGUGGAAGCCACAGGAUGCCCGGCCUCGGCACCGGAAAGAGGUUUAAGCCCACCAAGUACAUCCCGGUCUCCACGGCCGCCGCCCUCCUGGUGGGCGCCUCCACGCUCUUCUUCGUCUUCACGUGCCCGUGGUUGACCAGAGCCAUCUCUCCGGCCGUCCCUAUCUACAAUGGGAUCGUCUUCCUCUUUGUGCUGGCCAACUUCAGCAUGGCUACCUUCAUGGACCCCGGUGUCUUCCCUCGAGCGGAUGAGGACGAGGACAAGGAGGACGACUUUCGGGCUCCGCUCUACAAGAACGUGGAGAUCAAGGGGAUUCAAGUACGGAUGAAAUGGUGCGGCACGUGCCACUUCUACCGGCCCCCGCGCUGCUCUCACUGCAGCGUCUGCGACAAUUGCGUGGAGGACUUUGACCAUCACUGCCCCUGGGUCAACAACUGCAUCGGGAGACGCAACUACAGAUACUUUUUCCUCUUUUUGCUGUCCCUCAGUGCACACAUGGUUGGCGUGUUUGCUUUUGGGAUGGUCUUUGUCCUCCACCACCCUGACCAACUAGGGGCAGCCCACACAGCCAUCACGAUGGCCGUCAUGUGCGUGGCGGGCCUCUUCUUCAUCCCCGUCAUUGGCCUCACUGGCUUUCACAUCGUCCUGGUGGCCCGGGGCCGAACCACCAACGAGCAGGUGACAGGCAAGUUCCGUGGAGGCGUUAACCCCUUCACUCGCGGAUGCUAUGGGAAUGUGGAGCACGUGCUGUGCAGCCCGCUGGCACCCAGGUACGUGGCAGAGCCCAGGCUGAAGCUGGCCGUGAGCGUGAAGCCCCCCUUCCUGCGGCCCGAUCUCUCCGACAGGCAGGUCUCAGUGAAGGUCAGUGACAAUGGAAUCCAGGCCAGCUUGAGCCGCAGCAAGUCCAAGAUCAGUCUGGGCGGGCUGGACGAAAAGUCCCUGGAUCUGCAGCCUCCCCUGCCCCCCAAGGGAGAGCCCGGCAAGUACACUGAGCUUCAGGGGAGCAGUGACGAGGGGGGCCUGUCUCCCAAGCUGACCAGCCCCCCAACCCCUGCCAUGUACAAGUAUCGGCCCGGCUUCACCAAUAGCUCCAAGAUUCAUUACCACGCCACGGCUGACCAGAUCACCCUUCAGGAUGGCAGCCUGGGGGAGGACGAUGGUGGGACCCUGGACUACCAGUCGGAGCCCAACCUGGACCUUCCCGACCACCACCGGAGUGCCCUUCACAAGACUUACCGGUCGUCCCCGCUCCACAUGGAUUCCUACGCUGCCAACUCGCGGUCCCUGAGCCUGAAGUCAGCCGGCAGGCAGGGAACGGACCAGGUCGCCCUCCACCCCCUGAAACCUGAAGGAGCCCCCCCGACCCCCUACAAGACCAUCUUUUCUCCCAACUCCCUGUCUAACCGUAACAGCAGCCUCUCGUACGACAGCCUGUUGAACCCCAUGUCGCCAGCAGGCCGCAAGUGCCCGGCCCACUCGGUGGUCGGCUCGGCGGGCUACCACUCGCCCUAUCUGUCGGCCAAGAUGUGCCACCUGCGUGGGGGCGAGCUGCAGCGGCCGGGACCCCGCAGCUUCAGCCCGGUUCUGGGUGGGGGCGCCCCCAGCUCGCACCCCCGGGACCCUUCUCCGGUGCGCUACGACAACCUCUCCAAGACCAUCAUGGCCUCCAUCCAGGAGCGCAAAGAGAUGGAGGAGAGGGAGAAGCUGCUGCACUCACACCCGGACUCGGUGUUCGGCGACUCCGGCGUCUACGACACCCCCAGCUCCUACAGCCUCCAGCAGGUCAGCACGCUGUCCUCGGACGACCCUCGCAGCCUGGCGCUUCCCUGUGGCUCCCGCGAGAACCUGACCUUGGCCAGCGGGGGCUUUGGCGCCCGGAGCCCCUUACUGCAGUCUUCUCUGUCCUCCCUCUCGGGGGUCAUGGCGCGUGCCCCGAGGACUUCCACCACCUCCCUCCAGGCCGACUUGGCCAACAAUAACGUUCAGAGCCACCAGACGCUGCAGGGCCGGGGCCCCGGUGGUCCCUUCAUGUCCCCGGGCCACCAGGUCCCGCCUUCCCCCUCUGGGAUGCCCAGGUCGCCUUCCUAUGGAGGCCCCAAGGCCGUCUCCUUUAUUAAUACUGUGGAAAUCACAGAGCCGCCUCCUCUAGUUCAAAGGGAGCACGUGCUGCUGAAGACCCCUCAGAGUAUUCUAAAUGGACAGUCUAAAGGCCUUCCCAGACUGGGGCCCGUGGCCAGCACCCAAGGGGGCCCGGGGAGCCCUUCCAGGCACACCAAUGUUAAGAAGGUGUCCGGAGUCGGGGGGACCACGUAUGAAAUUUCAGUGUGAAGAGGGAGCCUCCUCCUGUCCUGCCUUGCGACUUUGGUGCCCCGAAGACGGAACCCAAAGCAGAUGCUGCCUGGGGGGGGAGGCUGAUUCCCCCAUAUUUCUCUCUCUUCUUCCCAAGAGCCCGCCUUCUUCAGCCCAUCCCCCUCCCGGCGCCCCCAAGGAAGGGGAUGGACAGUCUGGCGUGUCAGAAGAGCCGGGUCCGUCCCGGGAGAUGCUCGGACUCGGGCGCCAUUUUUUGAAACUGGGUCGGCUCGCUCUCGUUUCCCAGGGUGCACGACAGGCCCGGACAUCCGGCGUCCAUCCCAACCAGGGCCCUCGUGUGCCAUGGCGGCCGGCGGGCCCUACCUUUAUCGUGCUGCUGUGAUGACGGGUCCAAACAGAACCUUCCUCAUCUCCAACCCGUCCGUGUGGGUCCCUGUCCCACAGCGCUCUUCCUAGCAGCCCCCUAGGGUGGCUGUGGCCGUGGAGAGUGUAGGACAGACCGCAGGAAGCCCGGUCAGCUGGAGCGGCUUUCCCUCAAGCCCCCGGCUCUCUCCUUGUUCCCCGGUCCGGCUGCCAUUGAAGCCGGCGCUGCAGCGAGAAGCGGGAGCCUCAACAUCCCAUUCCGAGGGACCCCGACUGUGGGACCGGUGGCUCGGGCUGUCCCCGACCGCCCCCGAAGAGCUGACCGUGCUCUCUGGCUGAGGCUCCCCUCUUCCUUCCUCUGGUCACACAGACUUUUUUCCCCACUUUGGACUGAGCUCAUCAACUCUGAAUUUUUCCAGGCAGAGCACACAUACCUCAUUAGGCUUGACCACAAAGAUGGGGGUGGGUGACUCCAUUAAGGAUCCAAAGGAAAUCUCUUUUGUUCCCACCGAUGUUCUUAGAGGGAGAGAGGAGUGAACCCCAAAGGCCCCGGGGCCCAGCUGACCGACAUGUGGGGAAGAAGGCGCGUCCCUCACGGAAACUAUGCAGAAACUGCUUGCCAGGCAUUGCCCGAGCCCCAGCCGAGGGUGCCCCCAGUCCUGCUGGCUCUCCCCAGCUGGCUCUCCGUACCAGGUCAUCAUGGGCUGGAGCUGAUUCUGAGGGGACGGAGACCCAGCCGCCUCCUGCCGAAGACCUGUCCCGUAUCUUCCCGAGAACCGCGUCCCUUUGACAAUGGGGAUGAAGAGUUGAGGAUGCAAAGGGUACCAUCGGCUGUCUGCUGCUUCAUCUCGGGGCCGGGAGAUCCCAGAAUUCUUUGUGGUCCGACUGGCGCACGGAAGCCCCCGUCUCGCUAUUAACAAGUUGCCUUUUCCCUAGCCUUGUUCAUGAUGAUAUUUAGCUUCACGAGCUUUCCCUCCUUCCUUCCCCCUUCCUCUCUUUCUCCCUCCAGGACUUCCAAAUCCUUGGUUUCUCUCAGCUUUUAGGAAGGAGAGAAUAACAUUCCCCUCCGUAUUUGUGGAAUCCUUCUGUGCCCUGUGUGACAAAAAGGGUGUGUGUGGAGUUUUCCAGGAUGAGUAGCAAUAGUCUGGGUCUUUAGUCCCCCCUGUGUGUGGGUUCCCCAUCUGUUCCCCCACCAAGCAAAUGAUUCUGUCGUCUUUGUUCUCUGGUCUUCUGGAACCCGUCAUUUGUCCAUAUCUCGUAUUAAUUGUAUAACGUGGUGGGGGGGAAAUUGUGCUUAUGGCCGUGGGGACAUGUACUUGAAGCCUUAAUUCUCUGUAUUUCUAUUGCUGGGGUGGGGGUGGGGAGGGUUGAUGUAAAUGGAAACCAUUAGCUAAUGAACCGUGGGAAUCCUAGAGCCGUGAGGAUAAAGUAGGGUGGGCUCAUCCCCCGAUCUCCACCCGACCUCUCGAGGCCCCCAUUAGAAACGAUAACUCCAGAGCUCGGUUUCUGCCGUUAAAAAAUCGGCCAGAUCAGGAGUUGGGGCCAAAGAGGUGCUCAGAUUUACCCCGAUGAGAAGUGCGUUUUUAUCACUUGCUUCUGUGGGGGUUACCCGCUUUAUUUUUAUUUGAUUUGGGGAUUUUCUAUAAUUUUAUUUAAAAAAAGAGAGAGAAACCGCAUUUAAUCCAUGCCCUGUCCGAGUGAACCUUUGGGAUGCCUCCCUUGAGGCUGGAGGACCAGUGUCCUCUUUUCCCUCGCCAAAGGACCUGCAGUUGCAGUAUUUAGAACCCUUGGCCAUGGACUAUUGGCAGGCACCCGGAUGCUCCGGCGAAUCCCUGGGCUCGGCACAUGAAAAUACCCUCAGUUUCCCAUCCUUAUUAAUGAGUUGCCUUUCCCCCAGUCUUGUUCUUUAUUAUGUUUAGCUUCCAUCCCUCCUUCCAUUCCUCUCCCCAUCUCUCCGGGACCGAUGUGUGAAACACCACUUGUGUUUCUAUGAUAGGGGCUGAUAAUAGGGAAAACCAUCCCUAUCCAAGAUGGCGACCAGGCCCAUGGACUAUCCCUUCUCCCACCCAUGGAACAGAUGGAUUUGUGAGUCCCUCUGAUUGGUCCCAUCCAGUGUGUUAGGGAUGUCAAGGAUUCAACUCAGAGGGCCAGACCUUAGAGAUCAGCUAACCUAAUUCUGUGGGCACUUGGCUAUAUUUGGUCUAUUUCUCCUCCCUGGGCCUCAGUUUCCUUCUUUUUCAAAUGAAAGUCUGAAUUAGGUUAUCUCAAAAGUCUCUUCAAAUGCUCGAUCCUAAAGUCUUUUAAAUCCUUCUUACAAAUGGAGAAACUGAGGUUAGAGAGGGUGGACUUCCCACAGCUAGUGUCUCUCUAAGAGUCCGGAGGGCCAUUGCUGACGUGGAUACCAGGGAAGUCUCUCGGGGGCUCCAGGCAGCCCAGAGUGUGCUCUGCCUCCUGUGGUUGCUGGGAGGGCGUCUGCCUGGGGAUCCCUGUGGCCUCCUUGGCUCAGCAUCACUGAGCCUUUGCCUCUGUGUACAGUCAGAAUGGACCUGGAGUCUAGAGAGGAGGAAGACGAACCCCUAGGAUUCCUGGGGCUGGGCACUCAGCUGUGGAUGGAGCCUGAGGGAGGGAGGAAAGCCCACAGCCAGCGCUGAAUCUCCCCGACCUGGACAUUUGCCAGCUGGAGCCUUGGCUCCCCUACCUUGGUGGGAUCCCAGGAAUGGUCCAGAUCUAGCCUUCCAGAGCCUAGAACUCAGAGGGACCAGGAGGUGGUGGGAUCGGCCCUGGCUUUGGAAGCAGGAGGCAAAUGAGGGGACUCUGGCCAAAACCCUCCCUUGGGGAGCCUCAGUUUCCCUAAAUCAGCGCAUAGGAUUAGAUCUCAUGUUGCUCUCUGGUAAUUUUCAAAUUCGACAACUCUCGAACUGCCCAGCUGACCUGUUUGUCUUAUUCUAGCCCAUAACUUUUUAGGAAAGAAAUGUUCUCAUUUCCUACCCAGGCAGAGGCACUUGGCAAAGGAUCAGAACCUGUGCCACGCUCUGUCAAGAUGACCCUACUUUUUGUGGUCUUCUUAGGAAAAGAAGACAAAGUGGGACUUCUGAAUGCUGAUCCCUGAGGGAAGCCUGCCCGGAGGCAGUGGGGGAGGCAGGAGGAAACAGUUACAAAAUAUGUUCAGAUCCUAGAUCACAGAUUUACUCAGAGGGAAACUGAGGCCCAGAGAAGUGAUCCACCCAAAGUCACAGAGCUCAAAAACAGCAGAAUUAGAAUUUUGAGCCAGAUCCUUAGGCUCCCAAGGUAGAAGUGCUCUUUCCAUUGCAUUGGCUUUAUGGGAAAACUGUGGGAAGGGAGGUCUUGAUGGAGGCCCCAGUAACAAGGCUCUCUGAGGAAUCUUGUAGCAUGAGGGAAGGUCAGGACUAAAGGAGGUCUGAAGGGCUCUGUGUGUGUGUGUGUGUGUGUGUGUGUGUGUGUGUGUGAGAGAGAGAGAGAGAGAGAGAGAGAGAAACAGAGAGGAGAGUGUCAGAGAGAGCAGAGUCAGAGAGAGGAGAGAGACAGAGACAGAGAGAGAUAAUAUCCCCAGUGGUCGGCAAUUGUCCUCCUAACACCAGAGCUCAAUGACCUCCAAAGACCAUGGACAGCCAGUAGGAAUUUGGUGGAUUUGUAGUCCCCACUCAGCGGCGUUUGGACCUUGUGAAGACCCCAGGGUAGAGGGGUGAGUGAUCCCAUGGAAAGGAUUAGCUAGAGGCUCUGGGAGAAGAAAGGUGGAUGUGGGGAUCCUUCUAGUAACCAAGGAAACAGACUCCUCCCCCCUCCCUCCAUCCCAACUAAAAUUUCUCCCCAAGGCUUACAGUUCUCCCCGGGACAGGGUCCGCUUGGCAGGUGGGGAUGGGUACCUCGGGGAGCUGUGUGGAGGUGGUCAUAAGACUCACAGAGGAGAGCCCAGGUUUAGGGCUAGAAGGGCUCUGAGCCAUCAUCUGCUGUGAUAGAGGAGGGGGCACCGAGGGCUUGAAAGGUGAAGGGACGCCCCAGCAUCAAAGGUGGAGGGACUUGUCUUUUUCAAGAAUGAGACCUCAAAGCCCCGAGGUUGCAGUUGCUACACGGCCCAAACCAGGCCCUUAUUGGGGAAUGAGACAAGAGGUGUCCCUUUCUGCCAGACGCAAGGGUUCUGGGAGAAUGGCCCAGCGCGCAUCCAAGGGCUGAGCCUGUGAUGAGGGACCAGACAGGCUGGGCAAUCAGAGCUAAUGGUUUAUUGGGAUCCAGAUAUGUUAGGAUAAAAUGGUGGCAUGUCCCCAGAACAUAGAACAACAGAGUUGGAAUGUAGGGGAACCUGAGAAGAGAGAACGGAGGGACCCUUAGAACAGGACGUCAGGGCUCGAGGUGGGCAGGUGGGACUUAGACCAGAAAGAAGCUCAGGUGUCUGUGUGGAAAAACCUUAAGGAUUCCCAACCCUCCUGUAUCAUGGACCCCUUUGGCAGGCAAUGAAGCCCAUGGGCCUCUUCUCAGAAUAAUAGUGGUUACUGACAUUCA